AAGUGGCAUGUAAGUUAAACGCCUUUCCAGAACGAAAAUCGGAAGCGUUGAUUAGCUAAACAGCAGCUAGCUACACCAGUUCAUUCGUCAUACCGACGUCAGGCCAACAUGGCGGCCCACAUAGCACGACGUUGUUAUUUACUAUGUCGUCGUGCUGGAGAAAUUGCGAUUCCACAACAUAACAAACUAAAACGUAUUGUAAUAAGAGACAUUAACAAUACUUUGCAGCAGACUGUUGUUUACAGUACCCGAGGGACAGACACCACACAGGACGCCCAAGUGCACAUUCCAGUGGACCGCCUGACAGUAUCUUACAGCAGAAGCAGUGGUCCUGGUGGUCAGAAUGUCAAUAAAGUCAGCACAAAAGCAGAGGUCCGAUUCCACGUGCAGACGGCCGACUGGAUCCCAGAAGAUGUUCGACAGAAUAUCUUUGAAAAGAACAAAAACCGCAUCAACAAGGCCGGGGAGCUGCUGGUGACCUCGGAGCUGAGCAGGAGUCAGCAUAGAAACCUUUCUGAUUGUAUACAGAAGAUUUCUGCCAUCCUGGCUGAGGCCAGCGAGAAGCCUCGUGAACCAACAGCAGAGGACGUAGCUCUCAGGGCAGCCAGGUUAGAGAAGGGAAACAAGGAGCGACUCAAACAGAAGAAGAUCCACUCAGCCACCAAGAAGAACAGACGAGUGGAUUUUGACUGAUUGACUGUGACUUUUCUACCUCCCAUGAAUGCAUUGUCAGCAAUUACAUAUCAUUUAUAUGUCCAGUGUAAAUUAUUUUGUCUGUAAUUUCCUGUAUAAUAAAAGUGAGUAAGAAAAUACCAGAAAUAUACAAACACGUGAUA
Molecule: messenger RNA, 836 nt
Organism: Anoplopoma fimbria (sablefish)
Lineage: Eukaryota; Metazoa; Chordata; Actinopteri; Perciformes; Anoplopomatidae
Gene: mrpl58
Product: mitochondrial ribosomal protein L58
Exons: 6
Coding region: 109-693 (194 amino acids)
Biological process (GO): mitochondrial translational termination
Cellular component (GO): mitochondrial large ribosomal subunit
Molecular function (GO): translation release factor activity
Source: RefSeq, a predicted model, not a curated record